AAAGUGUGUUACAAUCAAGUAUCACAGAGUUGCUAGAGCUGCCGAGGGACAUACUGGUACAGGUCCUGGAGAACACGCGACAGAGUGACCUGAUGUCUAAGGACCGCAUCCGGGAGAUUAUACGGAGGUUUAUGCCCCUUCAGUUUGAGCGAGGAAACACUAACAUCUCCAUCACCAGCCAGGAUCUUCUGCAGCAGAAAAAACUUGCCCUGCAUGAAGGUAACAAGAACCUGCGUCAGCCCCAGCUGAUGGAGACCAAGCCAGUGUUCUAUCUGGAUGAGGACGUGGUAGACGAGGUGGAUGAGGACAGGCAGAGGCCCGGCAGCCCCUACGGCUCUCUGAAGGAGCUCUACUUUGGAGGCAACGGGCAGGUUGGGGAUCUCAACAGAUACACCAAGCCCCUACCCGCUAUUAGUGGACAAAGAUCAGCCAGUGCAGGAGCAACUCUAGCUACAAAAAUUCCGUCAAUAUCCCUCGGCCUGCCAGAGUUACCAAGCGGCAUACGACAUACGAAGCCUUUCACCUAUAAGAAACAGGCAGACUUUGACUUCACUCUUGGACGAAAGCUCCACUCUGCCUCUGCCAGAUUGUCAUCAUCAAGAUUGUCUUCAAGAUCAUCUCUUAAAGGGCCCGUUCCUACCCCACCCACCAGUUACCGCUCGACGGAGACACCUGGCUCAGACCACGGUACCGCUGGGCGUGCCAACAUGCCCUCUGAAGUGUCCAACCGCAGUGAGCACGGCAGCGACACCAAGAAAAUGACAUCAGCCAGGAGUACGCCAGACCGCCCACUGCACAAUGUGUCUCCCACAUUUUCAACGCGGGUACCCAAGGCUCCUGCGACCACGCCAGCCACCAACCAGCCCUCAUCUCCCACCAAGUCAGUCCUGCGUGAUAUCACAGGCUCCACCAUACCAGCCUCCCCUGGGGACUGGGCAAUGCGUGAGAAGUCAACCUCGCCCCUGCAGAUCAUCAGGGCACCUGUGAACACACCUGGGUCUCUUAUGCAAGAAACUGGGCUGGGAACCAUCCACGAGUCUCACCAAGAUGAAACCGGGGACCAGCUGCCAAUGUCCCGGGGCCGCAGCGUCCGCUUCGAGAUCCCGGAGGUACCCCCACCUCCAUCCUCCCCGCAGCUGUCAGACGACGGACAGAAAGACAUCAGCAGAAAUACCGUGACUAUUAGCACAACCUUGCCUAAUCCGGAUGCCGUGUCAACCAGCACAAACUAUAAACCACAGUCCGGUGGAACCAUCCGGACAGACGUGAAUACUGUGAACACAUCCAAUCUUAUGGCUGAAAAUUCAUUUGUUCGUUCACAGACACGCGAGGUUUCAUUUGUAACGUCCCCAGAACCCUGGCCCCAGGUGAAUGAAGCAGAUUUUCAGGAUGUUCCCAAACCAUCACCAGGUGAGAUAACUCAUGAUACGGCAACAGCAACCCCUGUUACCAUAACUACGGGUCACGGGUUGUCUGAGAUAGACGAAAGACGGGACAAGGAAAAAGAAAGGGCUAAGAAAACUUUAGAUCUUAGGGCUCCAAUCAAGGUACCAAGUCCGGAGAAAGAGGACACAAAAGAUAGUGAAGACAUAGAAAAGACAGAAAACUAUGUGAAUAAGACUCCAGUAGAUGAGAAUAGUUCAGCUUUGAGGAGAUUGAUGGAAGAUUCCAGAAAGACUGCCUCCCCUGCACCACCCCCACCAUCACCUGAGGCAAAACAGGACAGUAAUGCAUCCCUGAAGAAAAUGGAGUCGAGCAUGAGAAAGCCUCAAGAUGAUGACUCUGAAAUGACAGUCGUACAGAUUGCUCCCAGGGGUCUAAUGAACUCUAAGAAAGGUACCACUCAUCGAAAGAUCGAUACAUUCCAGAAUAUUGACAUCCCUGCAAAAGUGGAUGCCACACUUAAUGAUAAAGAAGAACUAACUCUGAAGACAGCAACAGUGGAACUGAGCACGGAGACAAUUCUAGAAGAACCUGAGCAUACUCCUGAACAAGAGGAUGAACAUGUAAAGACAGAUGGUACACAAGAAAAAAGUACUUUGGGGAAUAGGUCUUUUUCCGAACCAUCCACCCCAGGACCAGAGCCGGUUGCAUCUGAGGUCAAACAGACACCUGGUGAAGCUGACAAAAUGGCGGGAGCAGAGGUCUUCACUGAUUGGACAGGGCCUCGUGAGGAUCCUGAGGGGGCCCAAACAGGGGCAGUUAUCGUUCCAGACAUGACGGAGGAAGGUGGGGACCAUGAAGGGUUCAUGGAGGACCUGAGACAAGCGUAUCAAACACUGGAAAGGCAGAUCUCAGAAGAAUUUAAGGACGACUAACAAAACAGUCAUUUCAAAAGACCAGUUCAACCACUUAAUCGUAUCUUAUGGAAAACGUUAACUUGGACUUGAAUCUAAAAUGGUCACUGAACUGAACUUAAAGAGGGGGAAACAUGUACUAAAAAUGGUUGUUCACCUUUCUGUGAAAGAGCGCCUGAUACUUUCUAUUCGUUUUGUUAUGACCAUUUUUUUUUUAUCAGACAAAAUGUCUUGAAUUGUUUUAAUUUGAAACGUUUUGAUGUCAUUAUCUACGUGUCACACAUCCAUGUCAUUGUAUCUUUAUUCUUACUUUAAUACUUAUUGUUAACUUUAGGUUCUAAUUAAAUAGGAUAUAUGGGAUAGGCAAUUCAUAAUAGAUUUAAUGUGCCCAAAUGGCUUGGAGUUUGGUGGCGAACAAACUAGCAGUGGAAGUACCUAUUAUGUAGUUAAAUGGGUAUUCUGAAAUUUGUUUCCAUUGAAAUUUGAUUUGCUGAACAUAUCAGUUACAAAUAUAUACAAACCUAGAUGAUAACCUAUAGAAGCGGUGAUGUUAUUUGUCUUUAUCUUUGCCUAGUUUUACAGUAUCCAGACAUUCAUCCACCUGGGCUUGUAUUUACAAGCCCUAUAGGCAAAUCUUAACUUGAGUUGUGCUUAAGUGAAAAUAUCGGAUCAAAUUUUUGAUUACUUAGGGAUACAAUAUUAUCACUUGUUAACGUGGUAUAAUGUGAAAAUACCUACACACGAAAUUGCCAGAUACUUCAAUGUUGUGAAUUUAUUGUAUCUUGCGUGUUAUGUUUUUCAAUUACCGACGCUGCAUUAUAUAAGAACCUGGUUUGUCCCAGCUCUCCUACCUGAUUGAAUAACUGUACUCCUGAAAGUUGGGACACAUUUUGUAUUAUAUUAGCAAUUUCCAGCCCCGUAUUUAUUUUAUUUUCUGAAAUGUAUACAAUAUGAUGUGGCCUUGUGCUAUGGGGAAAAGCGGACAGCCUAGAGAAAACCACAGCAAUGUUGUAUGGUGACCACCAACCAAACUUACUGUGAUUAAUCAAUAUGUAUUUAUUCAAAAUGUACAUCAAGCUUUAUUUAAGAUAUGUUUAUACCAUGAUAUGUAAAAUUUUGUUCUAUAUUAUCACAUUUUUGUGAUUGUUCAGUCUGUGAUAAUGUGUUUUAUGUGAUUUAAACUGUGUGUCAGCUUUUAUUGAUUUUUAAAACAACUUUUAAUGAAUUGGUCAUAAUUGAACGAAAGGUAAAAAUAUGAAAAUAUUUGUAGAACUUUUAUUACUGUUGACGUGUUUUUGGUUUAACUAAUUACUGUCCUAUUUUAGAAGAUGCCAUUGUUUAACAGGGAUGUAUAUAUUUAUCCUUAAGCUGUGAUGUUAUUUGCGAACAGUCACAUUUGCAUUUAGUUGUUGUCCUUUAAAAUACAAAGAAUAUUGUUUACUUUUUAUAUCUUAUGUCACAAUUAUCUGCACUGUUAUUGGUUGUACCUGUUCAUUUUGAAAUCACAUUUGUAAUAAAAUAUGUAAAUCAGAA
Messenger RNA from Dreissena polymorpha, 3830 nucleotides. RefSeq lists its product as uncharacterized. The record is from RefSeq and is a predicted model, not a curated record. Lineage: Eukaryota; Metazoa; Mollusca; Bivalvia; Myida; Dreissenidae. The transcript is spliced from 9 exons. Bases 93 to 2318 code for a protein of 741 amino acids.